Trichogramma pretiosum is the source of this 2736-nucleotide messenger RNA. RefSeq names its product suppressor of lurcher protein 1 (gene Sol1). Lineage: Eukaryota; Metazoa; Arthropoda; Insecta; Hymenoptera; Trichogrammatidae. The coding region runs from base 307 to 2265 and encodes 652 amino acids. The transcript is spliced from 14 exons. Gene Ontology annotation, cellular component: plasma membrane. The record is from RefSeq and is a predicted model, not a curated record.
UACACCUGCACAUGGACACCGACUGCCGAGUGAAAUACGUGUUGUGCCAACAUCGCCGCGCGUUCCGAGCCUCCAGUGCGAGAGAGAGGAAAAUCGCUCUAAGCUGGCCUACGUGUGUAUUUACUAUGGUAUAUAUCCGCAGCGACGUCAAAGAAGAGAACAGAAAGAGCCAGAGAAAUUCAUGCUGCAGAGGGAUUUAUACGAGUAUACCGCAAAACGAUGGGGGAUCGAUGUGACGUUGGAAAGUUUUGAUCGCACAGCUCCGACUUUAUUGCACGCAUCUUUACAACCGAAAACGACUCGCACAUGCACAGAAGGCUGCUAUUCUUCUGCUGUUGGCUGCUGUUCCUCGAUCUCUGCCGCACAGUCAAUCCAGGCUGUUCCUGCAUCAUCUUCAGCAGUCGUUACAAUCCCCAAGGUGGUACUUUCACGUCGCCGGACUAUCCAAAACGUUAUCCAUCCCGAGUCGACUGUUUGCUGUACACAUUUCAAGGCACAGCCGACGAGAUCGUCGAGUUGACGUUUCAUCAUUUCGAUACACGCAGCACAUAUCCCGACUGCAACAGGGGAGAUUUUCUCAAAGUUUUUCUACACUUGGAGCCAGACGAGCGCGGCGUUAACGAAUACACGCCUUGGUCCGGUCUUCUCUGCGGUACGCUGGCCGACAUACCGCAAGUGCUCUACAGCUCGGGACCGACAUUGAUAUUCGAGUUUCACGCCGAGCCCAGCGUCAAAAAAACCAAUGUUACGAGUCCCGGCUUUUCUGGAAAUUUUCGUUUCAUCGAUAAGCGUAUAUUCGAGUCGGACGGCCAGCCAGUGCCGAACAAGAUGUGCGACUACCAAUUCGUCAGCUCGCAGUACACACCACAGCACGGACGCUUCUACUCGCCACGCUAUCCGUCUUCCUAUCCUGAAAAUGUCCACUGCGUUUAUCAAUUUCGUGCGAGGAGCAAGGAGCGCAUACGAGUGGUCUUCGAGAAGCUGUCGCUGCAGAAGGGGGACGUCAGCUGCCUGAACAGAGCAGACUUGAUCAGGGUGUACGACGGCAGCGACCAAGCCUACCCGGCCAUAGCGGUAUUGUGCAACGAAGACUCCGAGGUCGAAAUCCUUAGCACCGGGCCAGAUUUGCUGGUCGAUUUUGUGGCCAAUUCCAAAUGGCCGGGCCAGGGAUUCAAGGCAACUUUUCAGUUUCAACCGGUCGACGAUCACGUCACAGAAACGGACAAGCAGCUGCCCGUGGUCCCCGGGGUGGUGGCGUCGUCGAACAGCGCCAAGUACUCGUUCAUCGGGCCGGCAGUCAGCGCCACAACAUCCUCGUGCGACAUGGUAUUCAAUAGCGACACAACAAAAUCGGGUGUGGUCACGUCGCCCGGCUAUCCGAAUCCGUAUUCUGCUCGGACGCGCUGCAGAUACGACUUCCAGGGACGUGGCAAGGAGAGGAUACAGAUCAUUUUUCAAGUAUUCGACGUUUAUCGACCGCCCGAGGGUACCAAAGAAUGCGAAUCGACGGACUCGCUGGUGGCCUACGUGCAAAUAGACGGCAAAAUGGAGAAGAUCGACUCGUUCUGCGGAGAAUCAGCGCCAAGGCCACUGAUGAGCAACGGGCCUCGGCUGCUGCUGGAAUUCCGCGGCCUCACCGCAUCUAGGCACGCCCGCGGUUUCAAGGCCACUUACUCGUUUCUCGAGAAUUUCGGAAUAACGACGGGUAAGCAGGAGCUUUCCUAUCCCUGCGCCUUUGUGUACAACAGCAACGAGACGAUGAACGGCACGUUCACCUCGCCGAAUUAUCCGGGAUAUUAUCCGCGCGAUACCGAGUGCCAUUACUUCUUCAACGGACAGCCCAAGGAGCGAGUUCAUCUGCACUUUCAUUACUUCGACGUCGAGGGCGUAUUGCCGUGCGACUCGGUAUCAGCCAGCGACUACGUGGACUUUUCGAAUUACUUGUCGCGCGAUCGCAAGUACUCGCGUCACUGCGGCCAAUUGACCGAGUUCGACGUCGAGUCGGAUCGCUCGUUCUUUCGCGUGACGUUCAAGAGUAACGACCGGCUGGAUGGCACGGGAUUCAACGCGAGUUAUCAGUUUGUCAGCGAAGAGGACAAUUAUACGGUCAAGACGCCGUUGAGCAGCAGCGCCGCAGCAGCCAUUGACUACUCGACUACUCCUCAGGCCGGCUAUUAUUGCUGUUUCUCGUCGCUGAUGGCACUCGUUCUUUUAUCACUUCUGCCAGGCCAAUUUCAGCCGAUGACGAAUGAAAUAGCCUACUGAUUAUGACAUGCAUGCAUAGCACUAUGACAAUUCAUCUCCGUGCAGGCUGGAUGACGUAAAAAAACAAUGUGUACACGAAUCAAAAACGCAGCCGAAGUAGAAGAGUGAGAGACAAGACAUUAUUUGAAAAUGUAGAUGUUGUAUGAGAUAAAAGGAGAAAAAAAUAUCACCCCCUGUGUUUGCUCAUGCAUUUUUGUUGUACAAUGAAUGGAGUAAGAUAAUGUGUAUAUAUAUUAUAGAGGCAUUUUAUUCUGUACAUAAUAUAAUAUAUUGAUAAACAAAUAAAAAUCCAAUUGUUCGGUGUUUGCAGAUUUGGUGGACGACAGGAGAGAAAGAGUAAAAAAAAUCAUUGUGUUCGUAUAUAAUAAAAUUGAGUACUUGUAUGGUCUGAGAGAAAUAUUCAAUACAUUACCUGAUCUGAACACACAACUUUUAAAAAUUAUGCAUCAGUUUUAUUUACAACAGUAAAUA